Molecule: messenger RNA, 1368 nt
Organism: Macadamia integrifolia
Lineage: Eukaryota; Viridiplantae; Streptophyta; Magnoliopsida; Proteales; Proteaceae
Exons: 2
Coding region: 92-1240 (382 amino acids)
Molecular function (GO): protein binding
Source: RefSeq, a predicted model, not a curated record
AGAGGAUUGAAGGGUUAGUUGGUACUGCUUGAUUGUAAAGAAGAAAAGGGACGAGGAUUGAGUUUAUUGAAGGAGGAAGUAAUUAUUAGACAUGGACAAAGCUGACAAGUCGAAGAAGCAAAAGAGUUCAAUUGAACCUUCCAAGGAUAAGGAUACAGAGAUAACAUCAACUUACUUCGCACCGGAAAUUUUCAGUAAUGUCUUCCUUUGGCUACCAAUAGCCUCCCUUCACAUUGCAUCUCUAGUAUGCAAGGAUUGGUUUGGUAUGAUUUCCAACCCUGAUUUCAUUAGAGCUUACUACCUUAAUCAAGGAUUCUUCUUGCUCCUACAAGAACCAUCAUUGAGAUUUUAUGAGACUUAUCAUGUUACAAUGAGAGGUGGUUAUCUUUCAAAAAUAGAAUCAACUCGUCUUCAGUUCACUAAGAAGUUUGUCAGUUCAUGUAAUGAGUUCGCAUUAAUAAAACCGAAAGUGGAAAAACCUUACCUCUCAGUUUUGAACCUUGCUACCCAGAAAACCCUUUGGCUUCCUCAUAGUCCCUUGUCAGUAAGUGAUGAAUAUCUCAACUAUUAUGGGAUUGGGCUUAAUCCUACAACUAAAAUGUACAAGGUGGUGUGUUUUGGAAGGACAAUUGGAAACAACAUUAUCAGGUGUGAAGUACUGAACCAAGGUUCUACUACAUGGAGACCAAUUGAUGAAACUCUUGAUGGAAGUAUUAUUCCAGGGUAUUCAAUUUCUAUUAAUGGCUUUCUUCAUUGGCAUGGAGACGUCUUCACUGGGUAUUCUACCAAGAUAAUCUCUAUGGACUUGAACAAUGAGAAGUUUCUUGUAACUCCUGUGCCUAACAUGUAUAGUCCACAGCGUCCUUGUGCUUUUGAUCUUCUUGAAAUCGGGGGCUGUCUUUCCUUGAUUGAGUAUGAAGUAAGCUGCCAAAUUCAGCUAGAGAUAUGGAAAUUGAAGAAUAUUUCUGAUGGUACAUGGGAAAGAAUAUUCAGUGUUAGCUUGGCUACUAUAAGAUGCUACCCAGUUGUGUCCUCGGAUGAUCUCUACUACAUUGGGAGCCUUUACAAUGGGAAAUUCUUGCUUUCUAAACAUCAUAAGAAAUGGGUAAGUAAACUGGAAUACUACGUUGUUGAUAUAGAGAAACAGGAGAUCAAGCGGGUGCCUAUUGACAUCAGGAUGUUAUCAGCUUGGAACGCUCACUCCAUUAACAUGUCUAUGUGUUUGCCUUUCUCAUUUUGAUUUGAGUUAUUAUUCAGAGAGAUGUUGAGCAUGAGGGGCUCUUUGGGAAUCAAUAAUAAAGACUCAAUAUAUUUAAAAUUUGUCACCAUAUUUCAUCUUCUUAUAGCUAUGUCCCAAUUGAGUAGUUA